This is a messenger RNA of Blepharisma stoltei, 837 nucleotides long. The record is from the annotation of a GenBank genome assembly. Lineage: Eukaryota; Ciliophora; Heterotrichea; Heterotrichida; Blepharismidae.
AUGUUCUUUCAUAAGAACUAUUUUUUUCGCUUAUAUUUUGCUUUACCAGUCAUAAUUGUUCAUUGCCUCAUCUGAAGUGUAGUGUAUUGCUUUAACGUUGGCUUUAUUUCUGAAGUCGAGCUGGACACAAGCUACAUGGUCCUUUUUACGUUUUACUAUACAGUUUUAAUUCUUCUUGUAUGAAGCUAUACAAUGAGCACAAUCACCGACCCAGGCUCAAUCCCAGAAAACUACAAGAUUGAGGAAACUGAAGUAAACCCAGACCUUGAAGAUUCUGACAUGGCCAAGCUCUCAAAAGCAAAAAGGUUUUGUGAAAAAUGUGAUCGACAUCGGCCACCAAGAACUCAUCACUGCUCACUCUGUAAUCGCUGCAUUCUAAAGAUGGACCACCAUUGCCCUUGGAUAGGGAACUGCGUAGGUUUCCAUAAUCAUCGAUAUUUUGUUCAGUUUUUGAUUUAUGCGACAAUAGAUUGCACGCUGGUUGGAAUUUGCUGUACUUCUGAAUUUGUGAAGAAUAACGGAGAUACAAACUAUUAUAUUUACUAUGGAAUGGUGGCUGGGUUAGGGUUAGGAAUUAUGAUAUCGGCUCUUGGAGGGUUUCAUAGCUGGCUUUUAUUAUCAAAUUGGACUUCAUUGGAGUUAAGGCCGAUGGACACUUAUAAUGUGUUUGACCAAGGAAAUUGGCUAAAGAAUUUACAACAGCUAUGUGGAAAGAGGUUAAUUGGGUAUAUUCUGCCAAUUCCUACCAAUAAAGUAGGAGAUGGAAUUACUUAUCCGAUUAACACAGUUCAAAGACCAGUGAAAUCUGAAAAUUCUGAGGCUGAGCCGCUUUAUUAA